Colletotrichum orchidophilum is the source of this 378-nucleotide messenger RNA. RefSeq lists its product as uncharacterized. The transcript has a single exon. The record is from RefSeq and is a predicted model, not a curated record. Lineage: Eukaryota; Fungi; Ascomycota; Sordariomycetes; Glomerellales; Glomerellaceae. The coding region runs from base 1 to 378 and encodes 125 amino acids.
AUGCAUGCGGACACUGUAGCCGGGGCAUGGUUCCCGGGUCCCCGGGGAGAGAGGCAUGAUUUGAACGCCCGAGGGCCACGGUCCAUGGUCCACAGGGGAGAAUGGAAGAAGAAAGGAAGGAGGAAGAAGGUCCCUUUUUUUCUUCUUCACUCGACAUACGCCCAUACACUAAACCCCGUCCAUCGGGUCCCCAGUCAGCCCUCAUCCAGUGGGAAACAUUACCGGUCAGCGACCUCCGUCUCCACCGGGAUCCAUUUUGCAUGGAUUCCGCAUGGGUGCCCGUGGAAAGAAUGGCACGGUGACUUGGACGAACCCAACAGAGCCACGUACUAUGUAGAUACCUACGCCUCUCCCCCCCCGGUAGCUGAGGGAAACUGA